This is a messenger RNA of Solea senegalensis (Senegalese sole), 948 nucleotides long. It is a transcript of the gene aamdc, whose product is annotated as adipogenesis associated, Mth938 domain containing. Gene Ontology annotation, cellular component: cytoplasm. NCBI's taxonomy places the organism in Eukaryota, Metazoa, Chordata, Actinopteri, Pleuronectiformes, Soleidae. The record is from RefSeq and is a predicted model, not a curated record. Bases 1 to 498 code for a protein of 165 amino acids. The transcript has 2 exons. Gene Ontology annotation, biological process: positive regulation of fat cell differentiation.
AUGUCCUCUCCAGAGAUCAGCUCUCUCUCCUGGGGCCACAUGAAGGUGAAGGGGUGCUCUUCCAACUACAAGGACUGUAAAGUCUGGCCUGGAGGCAGCAGGACCUGGGACUGGAGAGAGACCGGAACCAAUGUGAGUGACACCAUAAUAUUCACAACGCGCAACAAUUCCGACAACUCGCAUCAUACAGAUCGGUGUAUGUACGUAUCCAGCAAUACAGCCUGGCACUGCACACCGAUGAGGUUUCUUUUUUCAUCCCAGCAUUAUCCAGGAGUUCAACCUGCUGAUCUGGAAGAGGUGCUAAAGAAGGGAAUAAACCAGUUGGUGAUUGGCAGAGGCAUGAGUGAAGCUCUGCAGGUUCCCUCCACCACUCUGGACUACGUGAAGCAGAAAGGCGUAGACGUCACAGUCUUGCAGACAGAGAGGGCUGUGGACAAGUACAACAAGCUGGCCAACCAGGGUGUGAAGGUGGGCGGAGUCUUCCACUCCACCUGUUAAUGCUCCAUCUUGCUGCGUUGACAGAGGCCUGUCAUGCACUGUUCUGCCAACCUCAUCAUCAGCUACAGAAUCUGAUUUAGAAACAUCUGCUUUUUGAACUCUGACACUGAUUUUCAGUUAAGAUCAUGUCAGCUCCAACAAAGAAAAGCUCAGGCAACUCCAAAAGCAAUCAUAGAAAUCUUAAUGCAGUUUUGUAUUUGAUUAGAUCUUUGUUUACUUGCUCUGAUAAACGGUAAGAAACUCAGGGAUAAAUUAAAGGUUCACUUUCAAUCAAAUCAGUGAUUAAAUGUGUACCUGGGAGCUGUUUUCCGUAGACUUCUGUGCCUUUAAAUGGGGUCUUGUUUCUUGUGUUUAUGAGAUGAGUCCAUUUGAAUUAUCAAUUUAUGACAUUGUAAGUGAAUCUGAGGUCUUUGAGAUUCCUGUUGAGUUUAAAUUUGUUUCCCUGUGGGU